Jaminaea rosea is the source of this 3474-nucleotide messenger RNA. RefSeq lists its product as hypothetical. NCBI's taxonomy places the organism in Eukaryota, Fungi, Basidiomycota, Exobasidiomycetes, Microstromatales. The transcript is spliced from 3 exons. The record is from RefSeq and is a predicted model, not a curated record. The coding region runs from base 1 to 3474 and encodes 1157 amino acids. Gene Ontology annotation, biological process: negative regulation of TOR signaling; regulation of cell cycle. Gene Ontology annotation, cellular component: TSC1-TSC2 complex.
AUGCCGCCCUCCAGUAACAAUGCCGCGUCGUCGGCUGCCCCCAUACACGUACCAAGGGCGACACAGUCACGCCUCAAAGAUGCUCUCUCGCGCAUACGGGCCGUCCUGGUCAGCAACAAGGCCAGUGCAGUCGACCACGCCGAGGCAGACAAGGCAAUCCGCAUACUCCUCGACGAUCCAAAUGCUGUGCCUCCAACCCACACGACGCAGCCGGAGGCUACCCAGCUUGCAGCGCAGAUUGCGCAGAAGUUCAACGCAGACCUCGUCGAUGUCUGGCUCAAGGAGAUGGACCAGGGAGAUGCAACUAAAUCCGCCCUCUUGGUAGGCUUUCUUGCCCAACUGGGCGAAUUCCUCGGCGCUUCAGCCAUUAUCAUGGAGUGGUGGGACCUCGUACUCCGACCAGUCCUCAAGGAUCCUUCUGCAUCCGACCGUACCGCUGCAAACGCGAGACAGCUCGCCGUACUCGCUGCAUCCGCUGUAGCGUCCAACGCCUAUCAGGACGAGCCGGAGCCUACUCCUUCCUGGCCUGCCCCGGCAGAGCAGAGUCAGACGCGUAAGGCGGGCGAUGCGCCCUACCCAAAGGCGUCGACUGAGCCUACCACACCCAAUCGCAAGAGCAGUUCGACGCUCAAGGGCAGUCCAGCCACGACGAGACGCUCAGCCCCCGCCGCAGACAUGCAUCGUCGCUUCACUCAGCGUCUGUUUGACCUCUACGUUCAGGAAGCAUCGGCGCCGUUGGGCACAGAUGAGGAUGAUGAUGAGAAGCUGGAGGCAGUCGAUCAGAUGCAGGCAUCUACUGCUAGCCUCGAGUCGAAUGGGACUGCAGAAGGACUCAAGCACUCUUACCUCUGGCACGCUAUCCAGCCGGACAAUCUGCAGCCUAGCGACGUGGCUGCUACAGCUUGGAAGGGCAACCUCGAAGCCAUACUCAUUACCUUCGGGCAAGGUCGCCCCAAGGAGUUCUUCCAUCACCUCUCCUCCUCCUACGAAGAGCCCAUGCAUCGCAUCCCCAUCCUUCUUCUCCUCACUAUCUUCACUCGCCUCAGCAGUAUUCACACCUUCCACAUCACCUCGACCCGCCUCCCGCAGGACAUUAUUACCUCCCUGCGCUUAGACACAUCGACCACCCUCGUGUCGUUGUGCAUCACGGCGUUGAUAAUACUGAUCCCGCAGAUUCCGAAUUGGAUUGCCAAUGGCGGGGCUGGCGGUGUGCCGAUUUUGCUGUUGACGUAUGCCAGGAUCGUCGAUUGGAGGAAGUUGGGGCCUGGUUGGGAGCAGAGGUUGGGAGAGGGAGAAGAGAUGGAGAAUCUGCGCAGGCAGCUCGACGAGGAAUUCACCGAGAUGGAGCGCCUUAGCCGACGCCUCACUCUCCGUCCAGAAGUCAAAUGGCGCCGCCUCGAAUCCAAAGUCGACACCGACCACACGGGAGAUCCGGACGCGCUCCGCUUCUUCACCGUCGUAUACGGCCUCUUCCCCUGCAACAUGAUCCGCUUCCUGCGCGCCCCCAUCGACUACCUCCGCAAGGCCAACUGCGUGCCCCUUCUCGACUCAGAGUGGGAGGACCUGAUCGAUGAGACGAAUUUGCAGCUCCGUAGCGAGCCGAUUCUCCGUCGGCACACCUUGCACCCUGCGCUCGUCGAAUUGACCGCCGAGAGAGAGAUCACGGACAAGCAACGUUGGAUCCAUCAUGACGCGGCGGACACGACUGCGGAGUGUAUUAGCUUGUCCGUGGAGAGCUGGCAGGGUCACCGCGGGGCGCAGACGCCUGUGCUGAGCGAUGUCGUCUUUGGCGCGCGCGCUUCUGCCGGGCAGAGUGCGAGGGGAUCAAGAUCGGCCUCGCCGCGCCGUCUGAUGAACUCGGAGCACCGCCAGGCUGCGGCCGACGAUGUGCUCUCGGCAUACACGGAGUUGCGCUGGGGCGGCAUGGCGGCGAGACGUCCCAGCACCGGGGGAGCGGCGCGAGGCUCGCCCUUUCACCGCUCUCUCACGGUGGGCAAUGUUCGCUCGGCAUCAGAAAGCCCGGCCGGCCGCAGUCGCAUGCCGACGAUCACGCCUCUCAAUGUCGAUCAACCCUCACAAGCGGCUGCUGCCCUCUCCAGCCAGCUCAGGCGCAACCAAGCAUCUGCGCCAACCUCGCCCACCCGCUCGAGCAGCUCUCGUCGCCCCUUUUCGGCGUUCAGCACGAUCACGGCCUCCAAUCUGCCCUCCGCAGCUCGCCGUCUCACAGGCAUCGAGACUCCUUCCUCGCCCACCACACCUCACUCUGAGCUGCCGGCCUCCUCAUCGUCGUCCUCAGUCCACGUCGACCAGACCGACCGUGCUGCCAAGUUGGAAGUCUACUCGGAGCUCAAGUAUCUGCAACGAGAAAAUCUCCUCCUGCGCAACGAGCUCAACUUCGAGCUCUACCUCAAAGACCAGCAUCUCCGUCACAUUGGACACUUGCAUCGUGAUCGCAUCAACGACACGCGUCUGGAGGCAGAGAGGCAGAACCUGUACCAGACGGUAAAGCUGCUACGCUCCCAGCUUGCGGCCGUGACGGCGACGCAGGAGCGACAGCGCGCCGAGCAGCAGACGACGAAGGCUCGUCACGCCCAGUGGGAGGCAGAGCUGAACGGCAAACUGAAGCAGUACCGCGAGGAGCGCAAGACCUGGAAUGCCGAAACACGUGAGCUGCGCGCCAAGAUCGAGGAAGGAGUGGCCACAAUGGAUACCCAAUCGAAGCGCCUCGAUGAAUCUUCGGCCGAGCUCUUCGAGCUUCGCACCCAACUUGAAAAAGCUGCCCCUCGCCUCGCCCGUCUGGACCAGGUAGAGGCACGCAAUGCCCACCUGACGCGUUGUCUCGCGUAUUGGGACGAUGAUGUCAGGCGAUUUGAGGAGCAGAGGAGGGAGAUGGAGACUAUGCUCAGUCGAUGGAGGGAGAUGGAGUUGAUUGUGAGGGCCAGCGAGGAGGAUCGAUACAGGAUCAGUGAGGUUGCGGAGGCUCGGGGAGCGGAGUGUCAGAGGUUGAGGAGGGAGGUCGAGGCGAUGCGACGACGAGGGGCUGCCGCGGCGUCUGAUACCGAGGCUGUAGAGCAGCUGCACGAGAAGACGGCGGGGCUUGCUGAGGGGCAGAGAGACGUGCAGGCUGAGAAGGAGCGAUCGACGGAGUCCAUGGACGUUCACACGAACAAGGCACUACAGCGUCGUGUCGAGCAGCUGGAGGCCGAGCUGCUAGCUCUGCGCGUAGCUACCGAGGGUCGCAAUGCCGCUCCGGCGGCCGAGUCAGCCACAGGUGAGGGCGCGAAUGAGGCAACUUCAGCCGCCUCCAACCUUGGCGCCAUCGGGUUGGCUAACCGCAAGGAGCUCGAGGAGAUGAUCGCGGCCGGUGGGGUUGAGAAUCAGAGCGAGAAGGAGGAUGGCCGCGACGAGGAGAAACAGGAUGUAGAAGGAGAAGUGGAGGAGCAAAACGCUGAAGAGAAGAAGGAUGCGAGGUAA